GGUAUUUACAAAAUGGCGUCCAAAGCAACCACUGUUCUGAAAACAUGAAUUGCAUUUAAAGUACUGACUCCCCUAUUGGAGUUAUCUUGGGUUAGAUGACACAAGAACUUAGCUACAUGCAGCUUAAGACUGCCAAUGAUGCACGAGAAGCGGUAAAUUUUACUGAAAUGGUCUUUAUUUCUUUUCACCGGGCAAAAUGUUGACAUCCAGAUCGUUUUAAUAUCGUUGUUUCUUGUGUUCAUCCAAUUAAGGAGGAGCAAAGAUUGGAGCAGCGUAAAAGGACGCUAUUGAUACUUAUCCUUGAUUAUUUAAGGGAAGAAGGGUACGUAUAGACUAUUUAUAGUAAAUAUUAUCUCAUUUCAUUACCUUUGCUUUUAAUUUUGGUUGCCACCACGUGACAAGACUUCCAGGCUGCAGGUGGGUUGACAAAACAAUGCAAUUUUUUUUUUUCGCAAAAUUUGUAUGAAAAAGAGUGUUAAGUUUUCAAAUUAGGGAAAUCCUUCUUUUUGUUUCGCCAGCCAACUAGGCCACGGUAACACCAGAUGGAUAGCAUCAAUUGAGGAAUCAGUAUUUGUACCCUGGGUGUACUCCCUUAUAUGGCCUAUACGGGGAUGUGCAGCGGGAUGGGGUAUGGGUUUUGUCCUCUCUGUCCUAAACAGGGUAAAUAUUUUUGGGCGAGUCUGUCCUAAUUAUAAACUGAGUAUUGCCUGCACGAUUGAUUUGAUUUGCUCAAUGGCAUUUGUUUGUACUCCAAGGUAGUAUACAGAAACAAUGACUGUAAUGUGAAUUUGCUCCAUUGCAAUUUCCAAUAGACUUUAAAACAAGACUUCUUCUAUACUGUCUCUUUUUCUAAACAGGGUAAUAAAAUUAGGGGGAAUGUCCUAAGCAGGUUGUGUAUAAUAGGAAAUUUUUGUCCUAAACGAGGUCAAGAUUUCAAACCCUCAGCAACUCACCUAUACCCAAAUAUUGGUGGAGCAACCCCCUCCUGGGAUUUGCACGACUAACAGUUGGUAAGCUUGCCUCUGGAUUCCCCCACGGGUGGCUUGGUUUAACUGCAUUUAAAUGCAAUUUCAAGGAGUUAACAACUUAGAGCAUCUUUAGUGCCAGAGGUCAGCAAUCUUUUGGCAUGUGCAUGCCCAGUACUAAGCUUGCUACAUUGAUAAUGUGAUUCAGUGGCACGUAGAGUUUUCCCUUAUGCUGUGUUGUUUAUCCUACGAGGUUCUUUCACCCAUUUUCGCCUCCCUUCUCACUCUGCCUGUGGUUCUUUCUUCAUUGAUAUUUUUAAGUGUGAUGGGUGCCUGUCGCACUGUUGCACUGUCGUCCCAGCGAUGGGGGCAUUAUUUCAAACUAGGAUGGAAGCCCCUGAAUACUCCAGGCACCCAACUUCCAUUUAGUGAUGUAUUAAUUUGUUAAUGGUACAAUAAGGUGGAUUAUGGUUGGGUAUAUUCAAGUUACCAGGCCCCCAAAUUUGGACCUCUUUGUAGAAGGAUUUGUCACAUCAAAAGAAUAGUUUGUUUCAUAAAGUUUUGAAUUUUCAUUAUUUUUAGUACGGUGUUAUUCUGCUAUGUGUCAUACUAUACAAAUUAUUUUUCUUUUUAACAUUAAUUAUUUUCAUCAUUUUCUAGGAAUUUUUUUCGGCUCUUCAGGCCUCAGUUUGGUCUAUAGAUAAGAGGGGGGGGGCAGGCCCCCCUGACCCCUCCCCUAGAUCCGCCACUGAAUUGUACAUUAGAUAUUAGGGAAAGAGGAAAGUGGCCACUGGAUAUGCAUGUGGUGUUGCCUGGUGGCUGUACAUGUAAAGUUGACACCAAUUUUAUUUUUUUUUGGGGGGGGGGGGUCCUUUUAAGUAGCAGUUUUAUGAGGGUACCGUUGGUGUGCUUUGAUUCGUCAUUUUUCAUUGUUAUAUCUACCUGUGUAAUGUUAGUGUAAUUUGUCAGUUCUGUCUUUUUUCUUUUUUUUUCUUUUUUUGUAGAUACAUCGAUUCAGCACAUGCUUUAGAAAAAGAAGGAGGAACCAGUUUGACUAAAUUUGAAGUGUGUGACAAUGUUGACUUACCCACUAUUUUACAGGUACAUGUACAAUGAAUUGUUUUUUUUUUCAUUUUCUACUUAGACUUUCUUUGCUUCACACUUUACCCUCCUAUGUAGCAUUUUUUCUUUUGUUGUUGUUAUUGUCUGUUUGUUUGUUUGUUUUUUCACACAUUCUUUCAGAAGCCUUUAAGUGACCAUGGCAUUUUGCCUUUAAUUUAUUGUUUCGUUUUCUUGAGAAAACUUAUCAUAGCAGUAAUAUUGUAAUGAUGAUGAUGAUGAUGAUUGUUAUUAUUAUUAUUAUUGUUAAUAUUAAUAUUACUACAUGUACAUGUAUUUUAUUGCACUCUGAAAACCAGGAAGAAAAAAAAAGGAAAUUUGGUUUAACCUGAGUUAUUAGAUAUAUCUCCAGCAUGUGUAUAAUGUCUAGUAUAACUGUAUGUUACUCUUGUUUCCCAGGAAUUUGAGUCCUACCAUUUUGUUAAGUUCAAUCGUCCACCAAAAAUUAUCAAAAAGAAGGUGACUAGUGGUAAGUUAAUUGCAACAAAUUUAAAUUAAUAUGAUGUGUUAAGUGAAACCUUGGGAAAAGUUAGCUUCUAGAUUCCUUAUUAGUAUUUUACAUUAUUAACUGAUUAUUGUUCCCUGUGUCAAUUUCUCAGUUUUUGUUUGGAAAUUAAGCAACUAACAUAAUACUGCUACAAGUCAUUGUGUAUUCGAGUAGAAAAAUUAUAAGAUGCAUACAUCAUGGUUGGUUUGUGUGGUUUUUGGUGUUAGUACAGUAUGCAAUCUAUUUUUUUAAGAAAUAACUGUAAGAAAUUAAACAGUAGCAGGUGUAUUCAGGGUAAGUGAUGAACAGCCAUUCAGUGGUUUGAUCAACAGACUCACUUACAGAAUACUGUAAAAUUCCGAAAAUAAGCCCCUCCGUGUAUUAGCCCCUCCAAAUAUAAGCCCCCCAAUCCAGUAAUGCAAUAAACCCUCCGUUAAAUCGCCCCUCCAAAUAUAAGCUCCCCGGGGGCUUGUACUUGAAAAAUUGCCCUCAAAUACAAAGUAAAACAAAGCAAAAACGGUAAAUUUACUUCCAACUAUGAGGCUAGCCCAAUUGAUUUUGAAACGCAACUUUCCCUCCGUAGAUAAGCCCCUCCAAAAAUAAGCCCCUCAAAAAGGGCCUUUGAAAAGUAUAAGCCCCAGGGCUUAUUUUCGGAAUUUUACGGUAUUGUUUUUACUUUUUUUGCCUUUCUUUUUUGCUAAUAAACCAAAAACGAACAUUAAUUUUUUUUGACUUUGAUUUCAGCUGAUUCAUCCAGGGCAUUGCCUCCAAAAGCAAAGUCCUUGUCAAGGUAGUGCAAUGCAUUAUUUGUCGGCAAAUCAUUUUUUUUUUUUAAUUUUUUUUUUGUCAUCAUAUAUUGUUCCAGAAUGAGAAAAUUACAUAGAACAGAAUCAACAACAAGAAGUCCAGAAAAAAAUCUGAACGAUAAGUAAACUUUACUAAUACUUUACUGUCCUUUUCCUUAGUUCACGAAAUAGCUCAGUAUCUUUACCAAGUAUCAAUGGCCAAUCAGGAACAGAGAACUUAAUGUCAUCAAGUUCAUCCAAGAGGCCAAGCAGUGAUGGCAAAAGAAAAACAACUGCAAGCUCAAAACAGAAGAUAAAUAGAGUGAGUGAGUUUCUCUUUAAGAGUCAUAGUCAUCGAGUCAUCAUACACUGUAGUCAUCAUAGUCAUCAAGUGUUCAUAGCCAAUAACAUCACGGCUUCAUUGACAGUCAUCCAUAACAUUGUGACUUAACUUACCAAUCAGGUCAAUAACCAGAGUUUGAUACCAUCAACUGAUGUGAUACAACUCACUUUGACUCGGAAGAUGACUACCCCAAAGGUUGUCCAAACGUCAGUCACUGUCAACAACAGUCCUAUUCAGGACUACAUUCAUUUGGACAAUCAUACUCAACCUACUUACAUUGUCUGAAAUAACUCCUGGGUUCAAGCCUUUCACAGUUUUUUCUUUGUUGUGUUAAUUUAUAGAAGAACAGCUCACCUCCUGAAAGAAGCAGUCCAACAGUGGCAUCAUCUGAUCUGAACCUGGCAGGCACUUCAAUAACAAACACUACAGCUAAAACUCAUCCCAGCAACCAAGUCACACAUGGAAAGGUACAAUGUACAUGUAAUUUACUGUAAUUUAUUUAAGUAGUAUGUUUAACUUCAUGUUAAAGUUCAAUAUUUUAUCAGCUGUUACAGUGGCCGUAAAUACAGUAUAUUGAUGAUAUAACUUACAGGUUAUUAUGUUGAGGAAAUGGGGGGCUGUGUCCUCCAUAUUUGAGCACUAAAUGUUCCCACUAUCAGCCUUGAAAGCCUGGAACAUGCUACCAAAUCCUACAGUUGGUCAUUUUGUUCUUUUAGUCUAAUCUUCCACUUCAAAUUGUGCUCAAAUUGUCUUAAACUGUGUGUCCUGGUGGCCUCUCUGGUAGUGUGGACAGUUUAUUUUCUGUAUCAAUAAACCUACUUUAGUCUCUGACUGACAUUUAGUUUGGUUGUGUUUUUUAGAAUGUCAUAAUUGACAUGAGAGCUAUGCUCAACAAUGCAGUUAAAGGAGACUAUAAUGCAGAAACAGACCCAUCAGUAAGUAGAUAUUAAGUACCUGAUCAAAAUUAAUAAGGUCUCUUGUCUUAAACAGGGUAGGAAAUGAACAAUUUUUGUCUUAAACACGAUCAGGGUUUGAAGGCAUUGAUCUCCCCGGAUCAAAGCUAGUGCGGCCAAAGAGUGCUUGGUCAAUCACCAAAUGAAUAAAGAUUUGGAAUAGGAACCUCGUAAAAUAUCACAAAAUUAAUGCUUUUGCUACAAGCUAAUCAACUCUCAUACAAUGGCCUACAUGUACACUCUACAUGUAUGUCACCAACCUUUCAGCAGUUUACUCUAGGAUAGGGUAUAUAAAUGAGAGCGUUUGGGUCUAGAAUAGGGUAUCAUUUCUCAGGAAACUGAUCAGUUGGUUGAAUAUUUUAUCUAGACUAGGGAAACAGCUACUCUAGGAUAGGGGGGAUUUGGGGAGUUUACUCUAGUAUAGGGUAGCAAAAUUCAGCUGAACUAGCUCUGGUAUAGGUUAAGGGUUCCAGGGUCCCAGCGGCACAUCCCCACCCAGAAAUUCCUAAAGUACCCCCGGGGUGCAAAGAAAGUCAGUUUUACAGCUUGCCAUUCGGGCAAGCUGUUGCUAGCAUUUACAAGCCCAAAAUUCAUUUCAACUAGCCCCAAAAACUUUUUAAUAAGCAAAAUUGAUUACACAAUUUUUCUGUAAUUUGAAUUCCUCAAAAAAUAUCACUUGCCCAUCGGGCAAGUAAAGAACAGAAUUCACUAGCCUGAUAGCAAAAUCCACUAGUCCUGGGCUAUUGGACACUACUUUCUUUGCACACUGGCUCCACUCCAUAUGAAUGACUGCUUUCUGUCAUUGAUCAUUAUGUGAUUGUUUAAGAAGGAAAUGUGCAUGAAACGUCCAAAGUGCAUUAUACCAAUUUUUAGCUCAUUUAUUUUAUGCUGACUGUGGAACUCACCCAAUUGCCUUAACUGGCAGCAAAAGCGUUCUAAAAAUAUACCGGUCUUUGAAAACAGCGCAACGCGAAAUUCAUGGAGGUUGCUCACUCCUGUUUAUUGGCUCCUGGAAUUGGAAGUAUAUAUAUACGAACCAAUCGGGACUCAAGUAUCUAUUAAACACGUGCAGUGUCACGUGUAAUGGUCAUGAUGGGUCUCAAGAAUUCUAAUUGGUCAAGAAAGGUGCAAGUUAUUCGGGCCAAUAACAGGGCUGUGAACUUCAAACUGUAAAACUACGUGUAAUUUUAAUACUCACUGAAAACUGCCAGUGCACUAAUUUAAUAUUAUUUCUGCUGUCUGUAUCAGGAGCGGCUUCUAAAGCCUCUUGGUGGAUUUGCUGGACUGACUGGAGAGUGGAGAGAUUUAGCAGCUGUCAUCAGUAGGGUACUUUGAUCUCUUUCUUAAUUAAAGCAGACUUUAAAAGACAACUUUGUGAGUUGAUGCAGUUUGAAACAGGCCAGUUUCGAAUUAUUAAAAUUCUUGCUUGUUUUUGAGGCUGAGUGUUAUAAUGAGACAAUGAAAAUAAUGGCUUGAAGAUGGAGGGAUUUAUGUUUCACUUCCUCUCUUUUAUUUCCUCUCAGCCUUGAAGCUAAGUAUGAAUUUUGAUCAUUCGAAACUGGUCUGUCAGGAAAGGUCUUGUCAAUUAACAGUACACCGCAACACUGAGUAUAUGUGUGCCUAUCACUAAUAAUGCGAUUAAUAAUAUUGUAGUAAGAUUCUUUCCCCACAUACUGUCCGGCUGCCAAAACCCAAAAGAAAAAUCUUUUGCAAUUGUUUGUUUUGUCUGUUUGUUUGUUUGUUUGUGUUUUACACAAAGUUGGUCAUACUUUGACAGUUCUUUGGUCAUUGCCUACAGCUGAAGUCGUAGAAAAUGUUCUUAUACACUACACACCUGGAAAACGUGAACCAUAGAUACAAUGCAGUCUAUGGUAAAAAAAUCUAAGAUUGCAUUUACGUAGGUAGAUAAAAAGGGUGACCUGUUACUAGUGUCUUCUUUAACUGACUGUUGUUUAUCAGGAUAUUUACCUUCAUAACCCUGACGUCAGAUGGGAUGACAUUAUCGGUUUGGACGCCGCGAAAAGGCUUGUAAAGGAAGCAGUCGUUUACCCUAUCAAGGUGCGUUUUCUAUGCUACAUGUAUAAUGAGUCUUCGGUCAGUUAGACUCUUCAACAGAAAUGAGCGUGGGGGAGGUGCCCGUGUGGCUGGUGGAACCCCGAACUGCAGCCGAGUGCAAUGUGUAACCCAGACAACCCUUAUCAUCUACAUACCGUAGUGGUGGGGGCGGGAGGGGGGAGGUAGGGAGCAGAAAAAAAAUAAUUGCAAUCACGAGUCACAAAAGGCAACGAGGCCUGACUUCAGGAGAAAGGCUUUAAAAACCAAUGAGAUCCUGCGGCGCGAUGAGGGCGUACCUGCAUAUCUCCGAUAAGAGAGCCAUGUCUCGAUUUUAAUUUAGCCUAAAUUUCAUUAAGCCGCAUUUUUUAUUUGCCGUAUUAGUCAGAAUGGGGUUGUCGAGAUUUUGUUGUAAUCUUUGUCUUUGGUUUUCAGUAUCCUCAACUAUUCACCGGUAUUUUGUCUCCAUGGAAGGGUCUUUUACUGUAUGGACCUCCAGGUAAGGUUUGACUUCUCUCAAGUUACGUCAACAGGUUCACGACUAAAUAAUUUCCCACCCAGCCGGGAAAUCUGCAUUGUGACUAAAUCCUGGCAAUUUAAAGUCACAAGUACCAUUUUCUGACCGGUUUCCUGUGACAUAGUCGAAGUUGAAGCUAAAAAGUGCCGGUUUUUGGGCCUUUUCAAGUUGAGACCCGCUACCACACCAACUGUUUAAUUCUAAACAACUACACAUGUCACGUUUAACUUAGCCUCAAAAAAUGCCAAAAGAGAGUAGAAAACUUUUCAUUUCAAAUCUACUUCCAGUCCAUUGCAUACGUUAUUAUUCCUUCCAACGUUUUUGGAGACUGUUUUAUCACUAUACAUGCCUUGUUGCCAUUUAUCAAAGGCACUGGGAAGACAUUAUUGGCUAAAGCAGUGGCUACCGAAUGCAAGACAACCUUCUUCAACAUUUCGGCGUCUUCUAUAGUCAGCAAAUGGAGAGGGGACUCAGAGAAACUUGUCAGGGUAUGUAUAUAUUUCUUGUACUAUGUAUUACGCAAAUUGUAUCAAUAUUAAUACAUCGUUGUCCGCCACGUUGUAGCCUUCAUCGCAGACGUAAUUAACGUCUGCGGAGCAGCGCCGAAAGGCUUGUUCUGGAACCCCAACGAGCUCAACGAAUUACAGGAAAUGCGUUUCGAAUUUCGUUUUAACCUGACUAGCAAAUCCACGAUGGCUUUUUUAACUGGCCAAGCAUGGCGCGUAUUCAAAUCCUUGUACACAAGUGGGACCCAGAACAAGGAUUUUGAUGCUGUUUCGCAGACGGACUCAACCAAAAGUUUAGUUCCGUCUGUGUUGCAGGCUACAUUGUUGCGGCUACUAUUGAUGACAAUUGCAUUAAUUGGUGAAUGAUGAUGAUGAUGAUGAUCACGAGUGUCCAUCACGAGGAUGAGGACUAAGAUAACGAUUGUGAUGAAGACAUGAAGGUGGAGGCAGAGGAUUAAAAAUAUGACGAUGAAGAUAAGGAAAAGGAGGAGGAGGUGGAGAAGGGAAAGAUGGCAUAGGAUACGGUGGCGAGGCGGUGGCAGAUGAGAUUGAAAAUGUUGAAGAUGGUGAUGAUGAUGACGACGACGACGACGAUGAUGAUGAUGAUGAUGGUGGUGGUGGUGGUGGUGGCGUAGAAAGCUUCCGUGAACGAUUUUGGAAGAAGAGUUCCCAGUGCCGAAAACUACUGCUGCAAGUAAAAUAGGCAAUGGCGUCAUUUCGUUGCUAUGACAACUCCGAUGUCAUUGCAAUUCUGAUCAUGACAAAUUUUUAUCUUUAUCUAAUACAAUUUUGGUGGAAUUUUUCCCAAAUCUUUGUUUAUGGUGACGUAGUGUAUACUCAAGCUUAGAAGGUAUUGACCCUGAAAAACUGUGGUAUUGAGCCACCUUAUCUAAGAGGAGGUGGUGGAGGACGCCGGAGAGGAAGAUAGUGAUGUUGAUGAUGAUAAUAAGGAUGUUGUUGAUGGUAGUGUUGUGAAGGAGAAAGAGAAAGAUGAAAAUGAAGAUGGUGAAGAAGGUGGAUAUUGACAAUUAGUAAAAUCCAACUAGUGGUCUAUUAUCAAUGCUACGUUCCGAUUGGUGGAGCUACUACGAGGCUAUAUGUUAUAACCCACUGUUAGCGAAAAGCGCCGGCUUUGAAAACCAAAACAAUGGCGGCUGAAUCGCGUUUUGCUAGCUAAAGUUGUUUUGUCUCGAUAUUUUUGACCAACUAUUUGGAUUUUACUACAACAAUUAUUUCUCUCGCCCUCAUUGCUUCUUAGUCAAUAGCCCUAUUUACUCAGAGCCCAUUCGGCCUCGAGGAAUAAUUGUUAAUUAUGGCAAAAGUGAAGAUGACGAUGAUGAUAGUGAUAACGCGGUGAAGGUGGAUGAGGAAGAUGAGAAUGAAGAUGCUGAAGUGAAUAGCAAUGGUACUGGUGAUGAUUAUGUGGACACUGAUAAUGACGACGAUGAUCAUGAUUAUCAUGCUUAUGAUCAAGAGAAUGUCCAAUAUACAGCCAAAAUCGGUUUUCCUCCUGUGUCCUUUGCAGGUUUUAUUUGAGCUCGCCCGCUUCCACGCGCCCUCCACAAUAUUCCUUGACGAACUGGAGUCCUUGAUGAGUCAGAGAGGAACAGGAGGAGGAGGGUAAGCAACCACUCCUCGUCAUCUUAUUUUAGAAAGCGUAAGAUCCAACCUGGAAACCAUCACAAAAUAAAAAAAGUGGAGUCCACCCUGGAAACCAUCACAAAAUACAGUUGAACCUCUCCACAACGGCCACCUUGGAAACAGAGGAAAGUGGCCGCUGUAGAGAGGUUUUAACAAGAGUCAACGUAUGACUGUCCGCCAAAAAUAAGUAGCCGUUGUGGAGAGGUUUAAACAAGAGUCAGUGUAUGGACUGUCCGCCAAAAAUAAGUGGCCGUUGUAGAGAGGUGGUCGUAAGUGGAGGUUCGACUGUAAAGAAAAAAGGGCUGUGAACAGUCUGCCACGUAAAAUGCAGUCUCAUUCCCAGGGCUCCCUCUCCUACUCUUCCUUUUGGGUAGGAAGGUAAAAGACCAUGGUAACGAUUUCAGGGCGGAAAAACGUAAUGAGCAUGCGUGAACUUUUUCGCCCAGAUCCCCUGGCCGGGCUUGAUUAAAAAGGCGGGAUUUCAAAUAUCUUAUUGCCUAAAAAUAAAAUGUUCCACUCAUAGCCUGGAAAGAACAGGCAAUUUGUCUUCAAAAGUUGCAAGCUGUGAUCAUAACCUUGUAGUUACUUCAUUUUCUCGAAGAAUAACUCAUAGUAAAACGGGCUUUAACGACUUUAAUUUCCUUGCGUUGUACUGAAAGUGUGCAUGCGUAGGUCCGAUUUUUUUCGAGAUGCAUUCACAAAAUGUAUUCAUAUAAGGAAGUUCCUGGAUAUAUAAGGUCCAGAGUUCCUCUGUGGACACAAAAACAACAUAUCUUUGGACAGUGAUUUGCCCAAAAAAAUUAACGCUUGCCCACAAUGUGUUUGAAGUCACUGAACUUUGUCGCACUCGAGCUGAUAUUUUAAAACCCUCGCUCGAUCGGACACUCGUAGUUUCGCAGAUCACUAAAAUAUAAACAAAAUCCUCAAUGUAGAAGUUAUUGCGUUAAUAUGUGGGCAGAAAAAAGGUCAAUGUUUAUCUUGUAAAAUCUUUCCAAAAAUCGGUUUCAAAGCAACUAUAGUUUUUUAAACUUGCUCGUUUCGCAUAGAUAUAUAAAUUUUGCUUUGUGUUGUCAAGUUGAACACGCAUAACAUAAAUUAAACUCAGCCGAUCAUUAGAAAAUACAGAAAAUUGCACAUAGGGGUUUGUUUUGCUCGCCUCAGUCAAAUCAAGCUGGAGCAAUUGUUUACAGAAAAAGAGUCAAUUGUUUUGAAGUCCCUGCCGGCAGUUCUCUACUUCACAGCGAGUGAAAAGGACAAUUUGCGUACAGAAAUUGAAAGUUAUUCUUAUAAAGAACAGAAACCUUCACAGUGCACUGGAAAACAAAACUAUGUGAUGAAAAAUGAAAAAAACUCUGUCUAUUAUUACUUGAGCAAGCUUUGAGAAAAAUGAUCUUGAGUAAGCUUGCUGGCCUUCUAUUUCCGAGAAAGUUUAAUAAGCGCACAAGUUUGUUCACUCUGAUGCGUUAUAACAGCAAUAUGGUUCUUCGACUGAAGACAAAGAUAAAGCUGGUUCUGCAAAGGUAAUAAAUCUGGGCAUGUAAAAAACAGUAACCGUAACUCAACAGAAUACACACUGAGAAUACAAGCGGGUUUUAAUUCAACCCGGCGAAAUCAACUCAUAAAUUAAUCGGAUGCACAAUCAGAAAAAUACUCGUCUCUUAAGAAAUGUUCAAAACCUUUUAUUCCACCUCAGACUGACGGAAUGAUCCGUUUGUCCUUUAACAUUGGUUGUUCUGAAUCCAAAGUAAUUUUCAAGCGACGAAAAAAAAGCAAACAUGUCAAAUAAAAAAGCUUUACAAGGAGGUAACGAUCGCACCUCGUGCAUUUCACUCAGAACUCCAGUAACAAACAAACACAGUCAACACCAGGUCAACACAAGUCAAGACACAGAAAAGCCCGCCUUGAGCCUGCGAUAAGGGAUGCGCAGAAGCUUGCGCAGAACGUUUUUCCGCCCUGAAGGUAACGAUAGAGGCAGUAAUCUGGCACCCAGAUCUCACUCUGUCUUACACUGGGAGAUCUGGGUACGAGAUUAGGGAAUCAUGAUAAUUAUGUAAUGAUUUACGCACACAAUUCAAUAACUCCAGGCUCAGUUGUUCGAAAGAUGGAUAGCGCUAUCCAGUGGAAAAAUCUCGAUCCAGUAGAUAACGUAUUAGGUUUCCCUAAUACGUAUCCGCUGGAUGGUGAUUUAUCAAUUUGAUAACACUAUCUGACGUCUGAACAACCCGGGCCAGGGAAUUUUUUCGUGGGGAUGACAGUGACUGAAUAAAAAGCUCUUGUGUAAUAUGUUUGCGUUGAAGGAGCGAGCACGAGGGAAGCAAACGCAUGAAAACAGAGCUGUUAGUACAGAUGGAUGGAUUAGCGAGAUCAGAUGAUCUAGUGUUUCUUUUGGCUGCCUCCAACUUACCUUGGUAAAGUAUCAUUGAUUUAUUUCCAAUUUCCUAAACUUUUUAUGCUAAAUAGAUAAGGAAAUAAUAGUAAUUAAAAAAAAAUCUUCCAUAAAACGUUUACCACUGUCAAACCUUACGAAAGGUGAAAAUAGUACCAUUGAAAAUUACUGCAUAAAGGUUGUUCGAAUACGCAGUCUUUUUUUAUUUAUUCAGAACUUUAAACUCGCCAGUUGUUCAUUUUAACUGAUCCGAGACAAUUGUGUUUUUUCCUAUCUAAAUGUACAUGAAAAGUCACCCCUCCUCAAACUUCUUGUCUCAUAUUGGAGGCCCUGCCAGGGUAAAUUCCGACAAGCGACAUGACCCAAAAAGUCGCGACAGAGGGUAAAAUGAAAUCGCGACAAGAGACAACCUCCCUCGGCCAAAUUGCGACAGUGACGGUAAAGCCGAGAAUAAGCGACAAAGAACGGUGGUUUGGCUAAUUUAUCACCAGUUCUGAAUGCCAAGAAGAAGUAAUUUUCGUCAAUUUGUAGUUGUUUAUCGAUGUAUAGGUGUUCGAUACGCGAAAUGUCAACUGAGAAUUGUAGAACUGUAAUAUUUUCUUUACAACGUAUCGCUAUUCCCCUUUUCUAAAAUUCCGACAAAGAUAAAGAAUUUUCGUACAAUUUCCUACAGGGACGUGAAGCAUUAAUAAACACCGAUAGGAGACGUUUUAAAAUUCAGACGAGCGACAUGGGACCCCCUCCCCCCCCCCCCCCCACCCUUGGCAGGGCCUCAUAUUGAGGUACGAUUAUUUUUGUCACCAAAAUACCCAGUGAAAGUCGUGAAGAGAGUCGAAAUUAUUAUUAUUAUUUCUAUUUUUCAGGGAACUGGACCACGCCAUGCUACGUCGACUAGAAAAACGAAUUCUGGUUGAUCUUCCUAACCCGGAAGCCAGGGAAGCGAUGUUGAAGCAAUACCUACCGCCUUUGAUACACUCAGUAGAAGGAAGUGUGGAGAUUAAAACCGAGAUCGACUAUGAACAACUAGCAACGGUAUGAUUCACCCUUAUGCCACAAAUAGGCCUUUUCCAAGUUGCCAAAGCCUCUGUUUCAAAGCGAGGCUAAGUGUGAAGCCACUGAUUUGAGAAUGAUUGUUCAAGCAAAUAACUCAUUUUCACUGAAAAUGAGUUAUUUGCUUGAACAAUCAUUCAUCAUUCAUCAAUCAGAAAGGCUUUGCGCGUAGCCUCCUCUUCAAAGUGAGAGUUUUUGGAACUCAGAAAUGGCCUAUUGGAAGAAACUUAUUUUAUGAACUAAUCAGUGCUGGAGUCGUACAUAAAAUAAACAUACCCGGUGCGAAGCGCGGAAUAGCUAUUGGACGCAAUGGAUCAGCGUAAAUUUGGUGUCUUUUCUGACUGGUCGAAAAAGCGUCGCAAAUUUUUUUAUCCAGUCAUCUAGUUAAGUGGUUCCAAAUUGAGUCAACUGCAAAACUACUCUCGGUGCUCAUUUGUAGACUACUAAAAAAGCAAAAACACAAACAAACAAAACAAAAACCUGCGAAACAUUACCUAGCAAUCACACUUUGUUCACGUCUACUGUCAGAAAAAAAAACGAUUUUGUUCAAGUGACGUCUGCUGAAAGGUAAGAGGGAUGUUUUGGCAUAAGUUAAACUUUCUGUGACCUUGUUUGUUUGUGCAUUGCUUAUUAGAGAAAUUCAGAAUCAAUUUACGAACGUCAAUUUGCACCAAGUCAUCACAACAUUCAUUAUUUGUACACAAAAUAAGAUUCAAGUCUAAGAACGACUUUGAGCAGUUUUUAUCAGCUCAUAUUCUAAUCUUAGUAAAUUAGAACCUGAAUGUGACGUUUGCCAUAAGCGUAAUUCCAAAUACCUCUCUCAUUUUUAGCGCACCGAUGGAUACUCUGGGUCAGACAUAAGACUUCUUUGUAAAGAAGCGGCCAUGAGAAAAGUGAGAAAAAUAUUUGAUCUGUUGGAAAGUCACCAAGCAGGUGGGCAUGAAAUUGUUUGCAAGAGAGGAUCGUCUCUUAGUUGUUUGUCAGUCUUAAUUCCUUUUUUUGUUGUUGUUAAUUUUUUUUUCUUUGUGUAGUUUUGCGAACAGCAAGGAGGGAUGUAUAAUGUUACUUUGAGAAGAGGGUUUGGCUGUUGAUAAAAUAUUUUUAAAAAUAUUUUUAUCCCGUUUAUUUAAGUGGACGAGGACGGACGAGCGACUCCGCUGCCCAGACUAGAAAUUGAGCCCGUGAGCACAGAAGAUGUAGAAGCAGCGUUGAAACAUACCAAGCCAUCCGCACGACAGCUCAAGGAUAAAUAUAAGGACUGGCAGAAGGAAUAUGAGUCCGUGUAGUAUUCGCUUCGUCGGCUUUGAAAUUAUUCAGGGUAAUCAUUGAGAGAACAGGUAGCCUGUGGAGAAAUCACCAUUUUUGUGCGAAAAAGGACUUUUGGCGGUAAUAAGCAAGAGUUGCAAGUCUCAGCGCACUAAUCGUAGACAUUAGGUGCUUUUUAGGGACUUCAACGCGAAGAGUGAGCGUGAUGUGAGCUUGAAGAGUGAGAUGCUUUGAACGUGAAGAGUGAACGCAGGAAGCUGGUUCAAAUUUCAUCCCCUAUAACUAUCCCAUAGUGCAAUUCGAGAUAACCCAGUCUCACUGCGACCUACGAAUGACCAAUGAAUGAAUGACCAACAAGAUAUGCUUCUGUUUGGUCGGCUGUCCCUUG
Molecule: messenger RNA, 14458 nt
Organism: Porites lobata
Lineage: Eukaryota; Metazoa; Cnidaria; Anthozoa; Scleractinia; Poritidae
Source: the annotation of a GenBank genome assembly